AUGGCAAACAAAUAUUGUUUUGAAGCCUUAGACAAGAGCUUGAAGGACAUUCUUCGAGAUAGGUUUGAAAAUAGUUGUGACAAGCCUUUUGGGUCACUAAAAAUCAUGUGUGGUGGUGAUUUCAGACAAAUUAUGCCGGUAAUUCCAAAAGGAACAAGAGCUGAUAUUGUUGAUGCAUCACUAAACAGUUCGCACAUGUGGCCCUACUUUUCAAUUUAUGAACUGAAGGAAAAUAUGCGACUUACUUGUGGCAGAGUGAUGGGUUCUGAAGCUGAAAGAAUUGCAACUUUUGAUAGAUGGUUAUUGCAGAUUGGAGAUGGAUCAGUUUAUGAUGAUAAAAAGAUGGAACUCAUUAAGCUCCUGCCUGAUAUAUAUCCAUUGCACCAUCACACAACCAAGUGGAAUCAAUUGUAG
Molecule: messenger RNA, 414 nt
Organism: Solanum pennellii
Lineage: Eukaryota; Viridiplantae; Streptophyta; Magnoliopsida; Solanales; Solanaceae
Exons: 1
Coding region: 1-414 (137 amino acids)
Biological process (GO): DNA repair; telomere maintenance
Molecular function (GO): DNA helicase activity
Source: RefSeq, a predicted model, not a curated record